GUUAACGGUGCCUUAUACUGCCAUACACUGCUUGGAAAGUUUAAUAUAUCGGGCUAUUACAAUAUAGUAUAGUAUGUUCAAUACAGCGAUAUAAAAUACUUCAUUAAAAUAUCUAACCUUGACAGAAAUGCACACACGUCAAGAGUCAGCCCCAUUCUAGAUAGAAUACUUUUACUUUCUUCAACGUUUGAUGAAAUUUAAAGAUUUGUCAAAAAUGUUUUCAAUCAACCACUCCUCCAUCUACACUUUGCUUGUAUAUCACUUACCUAGGAAGUAGGAUCAACCCUGGUGGGUCAGUUGCCGAUGAGAUUUCGGCACGGAUACAAAAUGCUCGAUUGGCUUUUGCCAAUUUGCGCCACCUAUGGCGCCGCCGUGAUAUUCGUUUGUCUAUUAAGGGUCGCAUGUACUGCACAGCAGUCCGCUCUGUUCUACUGUAUGGCUGUGAAACAUGGUCAUUGAAAGUGGAGGAUACAAAAAGGCUUCAGGUGUUUGAUCACCGUUGCCUUCGUAGUAUAGGACGUAUUCCGUGGUGUCACCACAUGAGUAAUGCAGAAGUUAGGUGUAGAGUUUUGGGGAGAAGAGGUAAGUCAGUCGACGAUGUUGUGAACCUUCAUCGACUGAGAUGGUUGGAACACGUACUACGUAUGCCUAGUCACCGAUUGCCUCGUCACACAAUGUUGGCUGAGGUGGGUCCAGGCUGGAAAAAGGCCCGAGGUGGCCAGACUAAAACAUGGCACCAAUGUAUGAAGUCUCUGACUGUUGGUUUAAGCCAUGUAGGACGAUGCAGACUAGGUGGUUGGGGUCCACGGGACAAGAGGAACCAGUGGUUGGAGACCCUAGGUGAUAUGUCUCAGAACCGAAGUCAGUGGCGCAGAUGUAUACACACAUUAUCCUCAUCUUAACAACGCUAUACCGAAUCUCACCAUUUUGUCACUCCUCUUUCCUUUCCUCUCGUACUUUAUAUUUCUUUUGACUGCAU
Molecule: messenger RNA, 979 nt
Organism: Heterobilharzia americana
Lineage: Eukaryota; Metazoa; Platyhelminthes; Trematoda; Strigeidida; Schistosomatidae
Source: the annotation of a GenBank genome assembly